GGGAUGGAGCUCUGCGAACCGAGGACAUGGGCCCGAUCUGUUGGCAGUGGUCGUUGGUCCUUCAGCCAUCUGUCGUUGAUGUAAUGGCCCAUCUGACAACCAAAAUGCUCACCAGGAUUGGAUGCUUAACGCUUGCUCUAUUACGAACAACUCGGAGCAAAGACCGUUGAUUCUGCUCUCCCAAAGCUCAAAGACUCCCUUGUCGAGCCUACCUCACCAAGCUCACCUGAGCAAGCAGACGCCGAAGACUCCAAAGAGACACCAGACCCUAAACUUUGCGGGAGGGGAGGCCGUUCCAGGUCUAAACCCACACCCUCCCCACACUACUGCUCCCGAUCACCGUGUUCCACGCAUCGACUCGCGAUCAGUACUGCAACAUCAACGAUCGCUCCGCUUGCUGAUGGACAACGGUAUCUCCAACCCGCCCCUACCUUUCUGCCACCAAAUUUACCCAAAGUGUACUCUGUACGUUUGCCUAAUAACGUCGGUUGCACCGCCCGACGCACCUUUCAGCGAACAACGUGCCGUUUCUUCGAUAUCUUGGCUUGAUGACCUUACAUCCUUCCAUAACGACCUGUCACGUUUCCCUGACUCUGCCAUCCAACGAUUUACCGAUCUACACUUGAUAUAGCAUCUAUCAAGCAGCAACCCUCAUAGUCCGCGAUCGACUUUUCUUGCCAGCACAUCCAGACAUACGCAUAAUGCAAAGCGCCUAACCGCCUUACUCUGCACCAUAUCACCGACCACCAACCCUGCCCUCUCGCUGCUCGAACCGGCCAAACCCCCCCGGUCACACAUCCCGUUCCCUCCCAGUCACCCGUCACAUCGUCGCUUUAUAAUCACAUUCAGGCUCUGCCAACCUUCACAAUGUCGAUGCAGGAGUUCCAGUACCCGGCCUCAUAUCUUCAACCGCAAAAGUCGGAACGCAUUCUAUCAUUUCGGUCACAAAACCAAAUGUCGCCAACUAUGAAUCCGUGGGAGUCCUGCGCGUUGCAGGUACGUUGUUGACUCUAGACCCAGUCUUGAUUGUUCUGGUACUGACAUCCCUCCUAGUAUCAAUUCUCCGAGGGGACU
Messenger RNA from Colletotrichum phormii, 1074 nucleotides. RefSeq lists its product as uncharacterized. The annotation marks the transcript as partial. Lineage: Eukaryota; Fungi; Ascomycota; Sordariomycetes; Glomerellales; Glomerellaceae. The transcript has a single exon. The record is from RefSeq and is a predicted model, not a curated record.